This is a messenger RNA of Acanthoscelides obtectus, 672 nucleotides long. The record is from the annotation of a GenBank genome assembly. Lineage: Eukaryota; Metazoa; Arthropoda; Insecta; Coleoptera; Chrysomelidae.
CGCGAACCACGUUUGCACGUUGCGCCGACGUGUAUAGGUCGCGUCGCCGCUACCGCGUAUCGCCCGCUCGCACCUACCGACGCCCCCGCCGCGACGCUCAGCGACGGACCCGCCCACUCGCAGGUCUACGUCGAGGACGGGCUCACACUAUCGGUUUUUGAGGACUUACCGAGGGAUGACGUACUGUAUUUUGUGUAACUGAACUGUCACACCGAGCUUCAGAUCGAGUGCUUCCUGCCAUUUCACCACAAUCUUCCACUUUUUAAUCUUCCGAGUACAAUGUGGUCGGGACUUAAUUGUAUAUAGUGAUAGUGCGGUACUUGUGGUGUACUUUGAAUCAAGGAUUUUGUUAGCAGCAUGGAGGCCAACAACUUGCUUCUAGUGUUCCUACAGCUGCUUGGUGCUGGACAGAUCAACGCAGCGAUAUCUAAAGGAACCGGGGGAUCGGCCCAGCCGUCUCCGUGGUUAUUCUACCUCCUACAGCUACUGAUGCCAAGGUGCCCUCCCCAGAAUCCGAGGGGCGAUUGCUGCCUUCCGAAGAAGAUGGGCGGGAUUCUGAGCUUAUCGCUCUACCCGCCUGGGAGCUGUAUAGUAUGGUAUAAGGAUAAUAAGAUUGCCAAAGUUUCUAUCAAGUGCGGCGGUGGAGAAUAUGCAGAGAUCGUCUACAUAUAA